This is a messenger RNA of Caenorhabditis angaria, 698 nucleotides long. NCBI's taxonomy places the organism in Eukaryota, Metazoa, Nematoda, Chromadorea, Rhabditida, Rhabditidae. The record is from the annotation of a GenBank genome assembly.
AUGUUUUAUGUAAUCAUGUUAUCUAUUCUCAAAAACAAAAGAUUACGGUGUAUUUUCGUAGCAUGUGAUCAUAAAACAAGAUUGUAGUUUAGUUUUGUAAAAACAAAUACUACUCAUCCAGCAAGGAAAAAUCCAAAAAAUCAAAAGUCAUUUUGUUGCAGAUCUCAUCAAUAUUAGCGGCUUCAAUUGUUGAUAGAAAUGGUCGAAGACCAUUAUUACUCAUCGCUUUUUCUGGAAUUCUUCUCUGCAAUUUUGGAAUUUUCGGACUCAUGUAUAGUUUUGACAAAUAUCAUUAUUCAAUUCUCGGUUUCAUUUUGAUUGCAUUCAUCUCAAUUUUCACAUUUUUCUUUGCUAUGGGACCUGGGCCAUUGUGUUAUUUUAUAAAUGCCGAAUUAGUAGGACAAGCUGCAAGAAGUGCUGCGCAAAGUUGGGCAAGUGUUAUUCAAAUGUCAAGGUAUAUCUGAAUUUUCCUUGUUACAUAAUCAAAGAUUAUAAUUUUCAGCCGUUUUGUACUUGUUACCGCAUUUCUUCCAAUGAAAAAUCAACUUGGUGAAGCGUGGUCUUAUCUCAUUUUGUUCAUCCUUCCUGUUUUUGUAUCACUUUUGUAUUUAUAUUUCAAUCUCCCAGAAACUAAAAAUAAAAAUCCAUCGGAGAUCGACGAAGAAAUUCAGAAACUUCCAAAGUUUCGAAAACAUUAG